AUGGUACGUAACGGUAAAAUUACCAUCCCUACGGAGAACACAAGUGCGGGCAACGAUGAGCCGAAUGAAGAACUAUUCGAACCGACAAUUAAGAAGAUAUUUCUGGGGAACAUAGUGAAGAAUAUCAGUAAAGAACUGGUAUUUGAAAUCCGGCAGCGGUUCUACGACGAGUCCAGCACCGGUAGCGUUACCGAAAAACAGCUGAGGGCCGUGUUGGAGCCGUACGAUCUUAAGAUAUCCGAUGAAAACUUCAGGGCCAUGUUUGCCAAAAUGGAUCUGAAGAAAGAGGGGUUCGCCAGUUUUUUGCAGUUUGUCGCAUACGUGGCGGUCGAGUUCGAGGCUUACCGUAGGCAGUUCGACAUAAUUGAGUUCCAACCGUCCAACCAGCCUGUCGUGUUGAUAUUGGACAAGCCCGUGAAAAUCGUCAACAAACACAGGCGACCUAUUGUAGGCGUCGCCUUUAAACCGCUUCUCGGUAAAGAUACCGUGUCCACGUUUGUCGACGGUGAAUACGUGACGGCCAGCUUAGACGGUAUGGUCAGCUUUUGGACGUUAGACAUGAAAUGGAAGAAAAUUGAAUGGGCCCCAUCCCGAAAUUUUUGUCAUCAGGAUAUGUUCAGCACCAAACUCACCGCUCUUGUCGUUCUGCCUGACCUGAAUAUCGUCGGAGUGAGUACUGCGGAAAACGAACUACGCUUCUACGAUACCUUGGCCGAUCAAUUUCGAUUACGUGUGGUCAUUGAAAACUUGCCCCACAUAGUCACUUGCUUUUCGUACUACUACAAGAGAGACGCCGACCCACGGGAGUUCAGUUCUAGACUAAUGUUCGGUGAUUAUAGCGGCGGAGUGCGUAUUCUUUCGAUGAUGACCAGAAGUCGUGGUCCAUUUCGGAUGAUAUCGGGCGAUGGUUAUGUUAUACACGACUACACUAUUUUGCGGGCUAAGUACAAAGCGGCCACUGCUAGAGUUGCUGCGACGUUACCUUUUCACGUAUUGGAGUUUCCCGACUUGCAUACUUUCGACGUGUUGCAAGUGGAAUUUUGCGAUAACGGCACAUCUAUCGUAUCCGUGUCAGAGUCAGCCACACGGUCGAUGGUGUAUUUCCAAGCCGUCGAAAAUGGAUGGAUGCGUUGGUUCGCGUCGCCUCUGGGGUAUUCGUGCGUUUGCACAAUCGCCAACACCCAUUUAGUCACUGGUAGCCGGGACUGCGUAGUCAGGGUGUGGAGCAUUGAGAGCUUCCAAGGGACAAGUGCUACGACCAAACAGAGAAGCAUCAACUUUACUGGACACAACGCGCCCAUCAUGCAUGUGUUUUAUAAUAACAAUAACAAGCGAUUGUACUCGAUAUGUGCCGAUCGCACUAUCAACGUGUGGAGCGUGCAUCAAGGCACGUGCUUGAUGACUUACACCGGUCUUAUAGCGCUCAGGCCCGACUUCAAGGACGUGUCCAUCCUGUUCAAUCAAUCCAACAAUACGCUAAUCAUGGGCAGCCGGUCAAUAGUGGUUCUGCCGUGCGGUGAAAACAUCAACCAGAUGUUCACCGAUGGAUAUUCCCACAAUGCGGCCGUCGUCAAGACAUUAUACAAUAAACUGUAUAGGAUUUUGGUAUCGGUGUCCGCAGAUUCGGUGAUAUCUGUCUGGAACCUGUGGUCUGGCGCACUACUUCACAAGACUCCUAAUGCGCACACCAAGCAAAUAUUCGGCGAAACUGUUCCGGCAGAGAUAACCGCAGCCAAUUUCGAUCCGUCUGGCGGUCUUUUGGUCACCGGCGCUGAAAACGGUACCAUUCGUAUGUGGGACCCCACUAACGGUACCUGCCUGAACAAAUUAAGUAUAGCGUCCAGGGGUCAAAUAUCUGAGAUUAUCUGGUUGCCUAACAAGGUAUUAGUGUCGAGUUGGGACCGCAGGAUCACGGAGUUCAACGACCCACUGCUCGUGUCUAAGGGGAAAUUAUGGUUAGUUAAACACGAAGAAGCUAUACUAACUAUGUGUGUGAAGCUACCGUCAACGUUAGUUACGACGUCAUACGGUGGUAAAAUAGGUUUUUGGAGGUUGGAAACCGGUCAGCAAAUCAAAACUUACCCGGUUAAAAUGAAACCAGACUCGAAAGCGGCAAGUCAGAAGAAUAGCAUGGCCAGCAAGAGCGUGAUGAGUUCUGGGGGUUUGUCGAGUAUGCAGUACCGAGCUGACGACAGUAGGUUGACGAGAACGACCCAGUUAAGUGGAAUGACAGAGACCAGGGAGGCACGCAUGCAGAGGCUCGGGGUCAAGUACACACCUAGAGAGUACUUUGCAGCAGCAUGCUCUCAUUUCCUUCGAGGCCGAGAGGAUGGUAAGCGAAUAGGAACGUUGCUUAUAGCUACUCGUAACGGGGUCGUGCAGAUAUGGUCCACGUACAAGAUACCGGCAUACGUGGCUCAGUUUAAAGCGAUUCACGAAGACGGUGACUAUGUCACGUCAAUGGCGUCCGAUGACAAGAGCAAGUACCUCUUCACGUGUUUCACCACAGGCUAUAUAAAAGUGUGGUACAUAGUCAAUUUCGGUGUGAUUGAAAAGCAAUAUAUCAGUAUGCCUCUGCUCAGACUCCGGUUCCCGUUUCUCAUAUAUUCGUUCUUCGUUGGACGCGCUGAACGCAGUGUACAGAACCCAGACGUUUUACUAAUAAGCUCGUACCAAGGACACUUGGCUGCCGUCAGACAUAUUGAGUACGUGCAGCACAUAAAAUUGGUGGUGACCAGCAGUUCUGAUAUGAGUGUUCGGUUAUGGACAAUUAACGGACAUUACAUAGGAACGUUAGGUACAGCUGCUCCUUGGCCUCGUUUAGAUAAAUCCAAUAUCAUAACCGUGUACACAUAUCGGCUGCCACCAGAUAUCAAACGUGUGGCGUCGUCUACCACGCUACAAGUGAUGAUGAACGGUGUUAAUUCGGUUUCCCGAUCGACUAGAGCAUGGGAACGGCUUAAGUUGCUCAAACAACAGAGGGAUAUGGAAGACAAAGAAGUCAGGCGAAAAUUGCAAGGCAACAGAUGCCCUAAACAGCCAUUGCAUAAUCAUUAUAGCCCGUCAACAAUGGUUGUCGGGGAAUCGUCUGACACCAUUACCAAAGUUGAAUAUUUCGAAGGAGUUGUACGAGUCAACCAAAUCUAA
Molecule: messenger RNA, 3147 nt
Organism: Adelges cooleyi (spruce gall adelgid)
Lineage: Eukaryota; Metazoa; Arthropoda; Insecta; Hemiptera; Adelgidae
Product: WD repeat-containing protein on Y chromosome-like
Exons: 6
Coding region: 1-3147 (1048 amino acids)
Molecular function (GO): calcium ion binding; protein binding
Source: RefSeq, a predicted model, not a curated record